This is a messenger RNA of Xyrauchen texanus (razorback sucker), 1925 nucleotides long. RefSeq names its product E3 ubiquitin/ISG15 ligase TRIM25-like. The record is from RefSeq and is a predicted model, not a curated record. The coding region runs from base 42 to 1352 and encodes 436 amino acids. The transcript has 5 exons. Gene Ontology annotation, molecular function: zinc ion binding. Lineage: Eukaryota; Metazoa; Chordata; Actinopteri; Cypriniformes; Catostomidae.
GCUGCAGUGUGUCGUCUCUCUAUCUGUGGACAUACAGUGAAAUGGCAGAAGCCAAUAUUUCAUGGACUGAUGACCAGUUAUGCUGUCCAGUGUGUCUGGAUCUCCUAAAGGAUCCAGUGACCAUUUCUUGUGGACACAGUUACUGUAUGAGCUGUAUUACAGAAUACUGGAAUCAGGAUGAUCUGAGGGGAGUCUUCAGAUGCCCUACGUGCAGAAAGACCUUCACUCCAAGACCUGAUUUAGGGAAGAAUGUGAUGCUCGCUGAAAUGGUGGAGAAACUGAAGAGGGCAAGAAUCCAAGAGACUCCAUGUUACGCUGGUCCUGGAGAUGUGGAGUGUGGCGUCUGUACUGGAAGAAAACAGAAAGCCGUCAAGUCCUGUCUGGUGUGUCUGAACUCUUACUGUCAAAAUCAUCUUGAACAACAUGAGAAUCUCUUCAAGGGUACGAGACACAACGUGAUAGAUGCCACUGGACGACUCCAGGAGAUGAUCUACCCUCAACAUGAUAAAAUGCUGGAAUUUUACUGUCGCACUGACCAGAAAUGCAUUUGUGUGCUGUGUAUGAUAAAUGAACACAAAAACCACAACAUUUUAUCUGCUGCAGAAGCGAGUAUUGAGAAACAGAAAGUUUUGGCGGAGACGCAGCUAAAAUUCCAGCAGAGAAUCCAGCAGAGAGAGAAAGAUCUUCAGGAGCUGAGAGAGGCUGUGGAGUCUCAUAAGCACUCUGCACAGACAGCAGUGGAGGACUGUGAGCUGAUCUUCACCGAGUUGAUCUCAUCCAUUGAGAGAAGGCGCUCUGAGGUCACACAGCUGAUCAGAGAUCAGGAGAAGGCUGCAGUGAGUCGAGCUGAAGAACUCUUGCAGCAACUGGAGCAGGAGAUUGAUGAUCUGAGGAGGAGAGAUGAUGAGUUGCAGCGGCUUUCAUACUCCAACGAUGAUAUCAAUGUCCUCCAGAGUUUCCAUUCUCUCUCCGCCCCUUCUGGACUUACAGACUCGCCCAGCAUCAAUGUCACGUCUCAUCUCUCUUAUGAUCAUGUAAUGAACUCUGUCUCUCAACUCAGAGACCAACUGGAGCAUUUCUGCGAAGAGGAGAUGGAGAAGAUAUUUGCUGGAGGCUACAACAGCAAGACGAAAGAUGAGAUUCCUGGGAACUCCCUGGCAAAUCCCCUGGAAAACACCCUGGUGGAGCUGCAUAGAGAACCAAUGACAGCACAUGAUUCACGGACAAGCACAACAACCACCACCAUAACGGUUUAUGACCCAGAGACUGGCAAAGAUGUAUUGCUCGAUGAGGCCUAUCGUAUGGGUCUGAUUAAUUACAAUACAUACAUUGAAAUUCAAGGGAAACAAUGACAAACGUUUUAAGUUCAAGUUCAGAGUUUAAGUUCAGCAUAGUGAAGGGUUUGUUCUUUAUCAAAAUUAAUAGUUAAUUUUAGGGCUGUUGAUUUAACGCUGUGUGAUUAAUUAUAUAAAAAAUUAUGCAUAAAUAAAAUUACACAAUUAAUCAUGUCCCCAGACCUUAAUACGGAAGAUUUCUGAGCAAUUCAAACUUGAAGUACCAACAGUUUCCUCCAGGGGGCAGUAAGCAAAACUCCAGCUUUUAAGGCAACGUGCAGCUUAUACAGAGAACAAACCACCGACAGCAGACAGCACAAGAUGAGAACACAUUCUUGUGUACAAACACAGCUUGAUGGAGUGCAAAUCCAAAGGCAGUGAUCUCAAGACGUGUUUUUCAAUGUAUUAAACUACAUUUAACUUGACACGGUAACCUAAAAGUGGUAUUUUUAUGUCUGAUGUCUGACGCAGGUGUACAUUGCCGUGUCCUUAGAAAAGCCCUUAUAAAAUCUAAUAAAUCUCAGAAUGGUUGACAAAAUGGAUUGCUGUGAACUGUAGGCCAAUGAUUGGCUCAUGUUUAAUAAUAUGCAA